This is a messenger RNA of Fusarium oxysporum Fo47, 591 nucleotides long. RefSeq lists its product as uncharacterized. The record is from RefSeq and is a predicted model, not a curated record. The transcript has a single exon. The coding region runs from base 1 to 591 and encodes 196 amino acids. Lineage: Eukaryota; Fungi; Ascomycota; Sordariomycetes; Hypocreales; Nectriaceae.
AUGCCGUCCACUCUGCCCGAAGCUGAAUCACCUUACCGCAAUUUCGUUCGGGGUUCAAACGAGUAUCAUAAUGGCAAAGAGCCUCCUUACACACCAAUCACUAUGGUUGAUCGUAAUGGAUCUGUUCUGUGCGAAACAGAUCAAUUUGACCUUCUUGGUGCAAUCAUCUAUCGGGAUGAUGUGACGACUCUUGAGCAGCAUCUCGAUAUUGCGCUAUGGGUUAUCGAGGAAAUAGAGGAGCUUCCUCUAUAUUACUCCUUCUUCUACAUAGCUGUAUCACACGGAAGUCUUGGUGCACUUAGAACCCUCCUUUCCUACUACGUAAGAGUUAUUGAACCAAACCAAAUAAUUACCUUUCGAAAACGCGGCUUCAGCCUGCUUAACGAAGCUGCUAGGCGGGCCUAUCUGGAGAUAGUAGAAUUUUUACUCGAUAACCAGCCACCAUACGUUGAUAUCCAUGAGCGAGAUUAUACCGGCUGCACUGCUAUUGCUGCUGCCUCAGAUUUAUAUUCAACGAGAUACACCGAGGCAUUCAACUGGCAGCCUUCUGUUGCCAAGAGCGAAGCUGUGAUGAAUCUGUUACUAGAUUAG